AUGUGGCAUGGCACCAUUUUACAUCUCUCUUAUGUGGACAUUUAUAGAGAUCUCCACGAGCCUGCUCUCGUAAUCGGAGGUUGCUUUGUCUUGGUAGCAUUGAUCCUCUCUCUUCUCUUAAUUUUUCAGCAUCUCAGAUACUAUACCAAUCCAGCAGAACAAAAAUGGAUCGUGGGGGUCCUCUUCAUGGUUCCUGUCUAUGCAACUGAAUCAAUUUUAUCCUUGUGGAACCCAAAAUUAUCCCUUGCCUGUGACAUUUUGAGGAACUGUUAUGAAGCAUUUGCACUCUAUUCUUUUGGAAGUUACUUGAUCGCUUGCCUGGGGGGUGAGCGACAGGUCAUUGCACUGCUCGAAGAUGAAUCGAGGAAACAAAUCAGCCAGUCAUUGCUAGGAGGAGAGGAGAAACCUGUGACACAAAAAAGGACGUUGUAUAACUUCAUUUGUCACCCAUAUGUCGUGGGGAAGAACUUGUUUACUAUAGAAAAAUUUGGUCUUGUACAAUAUAUGAUUUUGAAGACAGCAUGUGCAUUCCUAGCUCUCAUUAUGGAGAUCUUUGGGGUAUAUGGUGAUGGAGAGUUCAAGUGGCACUAUGGAUAUCCUUAUAUCACUGUGGUACUAAACUUCAGCCAGAUGUGGGCGCUAUAUUGUCUCGUCCAAUUUUAUAACGUGACUCACCAUAAACUCCAGUCGAUCAAACCACUAGCAAAAUUUAUUAGCUUCAAGGCCAUUGUUUUUGCAACUUGGUGGCAAGGGGUGGGUAUCGCCUUGUUGUGUUAUUUAAGAGUGCUUCCAAGAGAAGGAAAGUUCAAGACUGGAUUGCAAGAUUUUCUGAUCUGCAUAGAGAUGGCUAUUGCUGCUAUUGCUCAUGUUUUUGUCUUCUCUGCGAAACCUUAUCACUUCGUGCCAACAUCUGUAUACGAAGAGAUUACUGCCCAAAAAGCAGAAACAACUUUGCAUACAGAAGAUGGAGAGAAAUCAGCUGUAGUUGAAAAUGUAGAAGCUAAGUUUGAGGUUCCAGGAACAAGUGUCACAGAAAGUGUUCAGGACAUUGUUCUUGAAGGAGGUCAAAAAGUUGUGAAGGAUGUGGUUUUGACAAUAAACCAGGCGAUCGAACCAGUAGAGAAGGGUAUGACAAAGAUCCAAGAGACUUUCCACCAAACAUCAGUCGAUGACGAGAAAGAAGAAAAGCAAGAGACAGAAAUAAAGAUUGAGGAAGAAGAAGAGAAUUUAACAGGAGAAAACAGAUUUAAACAAGAGACAGAAAUAAAGAGAACAGAAUUUAACAAGAGAUAACAGAUCUCAGGUGUUUGUAUCGCGAGAUAACGGGCUGAUAACUUGAACUGGUACAGUACAAAUGUUAUGUCAAACGAGUUGAAAGACAAAAGAUUGUCAUUGAAGUAUUCAAA
Messenger RNA from Lycium barbarum (goji berry), 1406 nucleotides. Its product is annotated as protein LAZ1 homolog 2. The record is from RefSeq and is a predicted model, not a curated record. Lineage: Eukaryota; Viridiplantae; Streptophyta; Magnoliopsida; Solanales; Solanaceae. Gene Ontology annotation, molecular function: transporter activity. Gene Ontology annotation, biological process: transport.